AUGUGGGAGAUCUCAAGUGGACAACAACCGUUUUAUGGGGAAGAUUAUGACGUAAGUUUAGCCUUGGCUAUACUUUACGGAAGAAGAGAAAACGUUAUUGAUGGGACUCCUAGUGCAUAUAGUAAUUUAUAUAAAGAAUGUUGGGAAGGUGAACCAAAUGAACGUCCAGAUAUACAAAAAGUAGUUUUAAUUUUUAACUCAAUAAUUUCUCCCGAAAGGAAUGAUACAAUCAUGGAUAACAACAAUGAAGAAAUAAACAACUGUAAAAUGAAUGAAUUAGCUUCAAAAUCAUGCGAGUUAACGAUGAAUAAUUUUAUGAUUGUUCAUUAA
Molecule: messenger RNA, 330 nt
Organism: Rhizophagus irregularis DAOM 181602=DAOM 197198
Lineage: Eukaryota; Fungi; Glomeromycota; Glomeromycetes; Glomerales; Glomeraceae
Source: RefSeq, a predicted model, not a curated record